Messenger RNA from Schistosoma haematobium, 1614 nucleotides. RefSeq lists its product as uncharacterized. The record is from RefSeq and is a predicted model, not a curated record. Bases 324 to 1610 code for a protein of 428 amino acids. NCBI's taxonomy places the organism in Eukaryota, Metazoa, Platyhelminthes, Trematoda, Strigeidida, Schistosomatidae. The transcript has a single exon.
GGGAGGCAAAAUCCGACUCACACGUCCUCGUCGUGCCUCCUGGAUCAUGGGACUGAUUCCAUGAACUAACGUGAGCGGUAACCCGGGUGGUGGAGAUCGGGCUAAUCACCCUCUCUACCUAUACCUACCCCUGAUUACGAAAGCUACAAAGAAUCAUUGCACAAUUAUACCUGGAUGAAAAAGAAAAAAAUGCCCAAAAUUACCAAAAACUUAAAAUUGGUUUAUGGAAUGUCCGGGGUUGUUCACAAGAGAGCAAACUCCAAGAGAUAGCAGAGCAAAUAGCUGAACGCAAGUACCACAUAGCAGUGAUCACGGAAACUAGAAUGACCUCUAAAAUUAUUGAUAUGGAUAACAACGGAUUAAGCUUUUAUAACUCUAACCCAGACAUUAAUGACUACCGAAAUACUGGUGUUGGUUUUCUGGUAAAUGACCAAUCUAUGAUAACUACCACCGAUUUUGAAGAGGUAGAUGGCAGAAUAGCUAUCAUUAAAAUACACAGUAAGGCUACCAAGCAGACUAUUAACCUUAUCGGUUGCUACGCCCCAACCGAAUCUUCUAAUGAUGAAGUUAGUAAAGAAAAAUUCUAUCUUAAGCUAAAAGACACAAUUAAAAAGCUUAAACUAAAUAAACUUCCUAUACUCAUCCUGGGAGACUAUAAUUGCAGGCUAAGCCAGGACCUUCAUACCUACUACCCUAACAUUAUAGGGAAAGCUAUUAAACUUGAAACUGAGACAUCAGAAAUUGGCAUGAAACUAAUAAACCUAUGUAAAACUUUAAACCUGAGAGUAAUGAACUCGUUCAUCACUAAACCAGAACGCAGGACCCACACCUGGGUACAUCCGAAGACCCAAAUGGGACAUAUCAUAGAUCUAGUGAUAACAGAAAAUAAUUCAAAACUACUGGUCUGUGAUAUUCAUAACAGCUGUUCUAUGGAAGCAAACACAGAUCACUAUAUGAUCACAACCAUACUGAAACUAAAGUAUCUAAAUAAUAAUAAGACUUCUAAUGAUAAAAGUAAACCCAAAAGAAAACAGAGUAAGGCGAUUCACGCCUUGACUCCAGACUACCCGAAGAUACUAAAUACCUUACUCCAAAAUAAAUGCCAACUAAACCAAGUAGAAAGAGCCAUAACUCAAGCAGCUAACAAAGCUGCUAUCCCAUAUAAGUCGGCCACCAAGAGAUGGCAAUAUAACAUAAGCAAUCUAUUAAUAGACGAAAUUAAACAUAGAAGACAAUUAAGACUAAAGUGGCUAAAUAACCCUACAGCUGCUAAUAAAAGCCUUUAUAUGCAAGCUAGUAAAAUAGUGAAUAAUAAGAUUAAACUAGCUAAAGACCAGUAUAUCAAAGAUAAAAUGAAUGAGAUGAACACAUACUUUAAAAAGCAUGACCUGCACUUAGCAUACAAAAUGGUAGAUGAUAUACUGGCUACUAUACGAAACCACUCAUACAAAGCUAAAAGAGCUCAUCAAAUUAAAGAUAGUGAUCUCCAAUAUCACUACCAAAACCUAUUCAAUGCUAAACUAAACCAAGAUAAUAUCCAAUUGCCGGUAAAAACCACCAACGACUCUGAACUUACUAUAAAUGAAAUAAAUCAAAGUUUAAAAAAAUGAAAAA